This is a messenger RNA of Oryzias latipes (Japanese medaka), 4690 nucleotides long. RefSeq names its product dual specificity phosphatase 10 (gene dusp10). Gene Ontology annotation, molecular function: protein tyrosine/threonine phosphatase activity; MAP kinase tyrosine/serine/threonine phosphatase activity; MAP kinase tyrosine phosphatase activity. Gene Ontology annotation, cellular component: cytoplasm; cytosol. NCBI's taxonomy places the organism in Eukaryota, Metazoa, Chordata, Actinopteri, Beloniformes, Adrianichthyidae. The record is from RefSeq and is a predicted model, not a curated record. Gene Ontology annotation, biological process: negative regulation of JUN kinase activity; peptidyl-tyrosine dephosphorylation.
ACGUCAAUCCCGCUGCGUGACUUCUGUAGGCUGGCAGGCUGCCGUUGAUAUUAUUUCUGGGGAGCGGGGUAAAAGUAGCAAAAAUGUUGCCGAUACACAACAGCGGAACGGACUAAAUGGAGGCCACGCUGCCUGCGGGAGGACCAAAUAAACCCCAAACUCAUCGAGCCGCUUGUUGAGUUCUCUGGAAACGUCCAGCCAUCGGCCUCCCCAUGCCUCCAUCUCCCCUUGACGACAGAAUUGUGGUGGCGCUGCCAAGGCCGAUUCGACCUCAGGAACUCCAACUGCGCCUGGACACCAGCUACCUGGACUCCAUCGCCACCAGCAGCUGCAGCAACACCGUCAUCAGCACCACUGUGGUGAAGAUCAGGGCGACGGCCAAUCUUGUAACGUAUAUGCCCUCAUCCAAGGGUUCCACGCGAUCGCUGUCGUGUGGAUGUAGCAGUGCGAGCUGUUGCUCUGUGACUACAUAUGAGAAGGACAGCCAGAGCCUCAGUCAUAGCCAGGUGAGCGCCAGCAGCCCCAACCUUAGCUAUGCCGGGCCCCCCACUCCUAUGGUCAGCAACCAUGGUGCUUUAAGUGUUCCCAGUCUCACCUCAGGCACAGUGAAGACCCUGCCCACCGUCAGGGUCAUCCACCCCAAUGAGCUGGCUAAGCGGAUAACAUACUGCCCCAUGGGUCACCCUAUAGGGCCGGUGCCGGUCAUCAUCGACUGCCGGCCCUUCUUGGAGUACAACAAGAGCCACAUCCGUGGAGCCGUGCACAUCAACUGCUCCGACAAGAUCAGCCGGCGGCGGCUGCAGCAGGGCAAGAUCACUGUGCUGGACCUCAUCUCCUGCCGCGAGGGCAAGGACUCCUUCAAGGGCAUCUUCUCCAAAGAGAUUGUGGUUUAUGACGAGAGCACCGUGGACCCGAACCGGCUGACAUCCAACCAGCCCCUGCAUGCGGUUCUGGAAUCACUGAGGAGAGAGGGAAAGGACCCCAUUAUCCUCAAAGGAGGCCUUAGCUACUUCAGACAGAGCCACGAAAACCUUUGUGAGCACUCGCUGCACCUUCACGAGGGCUUGGAUCCGGGCGCAGCCGCCGGCCUGACCGGGCCGCUACCUCACUCCCUGCCCUCCACCCCAGACAUCGAGAACGCAGAGCUGACUCCCAUCUUGCCCUUCCUGUACCUGGGGAACGAGCAGGACGCUCAGGACGCCAACCUGCUGCAGCGCUUGAACAUCGGCUACAUCUUAAACGUCACCACCCACCUGCCGCUUUACCACUAUGAUACGGGCCUCUUCAUCUACAAGCGACUUCCCGCCACAGACAGCAACAAGCAGAACCUGCGGCAGUACUUUGAGGAGGCGUUUGAAUUCAUAGAGGAAGCACACCAGGCAGGUAUGGGCCUCCUUAUCCACUGUCAGGCCGGUGUUUCCCGAUCAGCCACCAUCGUCAUCGCCUACCUGAUGAAGCACACCUGGAUGACCAUGACAGACGCCUACAAGUUUGUCAAAACCCGGAGGCCGAUCAUCUCCCCAAACCUUAACUUCAUGGGCCAGCUGUUGGAGUUUGAGGAGGACCUCAACAACGGAAUAACGCCACGAAUCCUCACGCCAAAGCUGACCGGUGUGGAAACAGUUGUUUAAAAGAACCGCUCCCACUUGGAGUGUUAUGAGUGAAAUGCAGAUCCUCCUUUUGAACUCUCACAAGUUCCAAAGCAGGUUAGAGUUGAAGAGUAAUGCCAAAAAUCCCUACGGUCUGAAGCCCCGGAGGAAAGCUCGGUUGGGGAAAGGCGUGGUCCAGUUUUCUGCUCGUUAGCGGAUAGCAGCUUUUUUCGAGAAGAAGUUGGAAACCAGCUUUGGGGACAGCGACUGACUAUAGGGACGACACUGACACUGUGGCGUGCAGUUUGUGUUUGCAGACUCAGGCAGGGUUGGCCACAGCAGUGCCUGUCUAAAUUUAAAAAAACAAAAGAGGAAAAAAAACAGUUGAAAACUUGUUUGGUGUGUUCUAUUUUUAUAACUGGGUUUGAGGAGACGACCAUGACGAGCCCCCAGCGGCCUACUGUGCAAUAAUUUCAGAUAAGGAUGCAACUGAAACCUUGAUCUUAUAUGUUUAUAUAGAGGUAAUUAUGAAACAUUUCCAGCUCCGUUGCUGACGAACUAUUACGAUGUAUUUACCGUUGUUCAGCUUUAUGGUGCAAAGAGUCAUGCUGUAAUAUUUGGCGCUGAUUUGUACAAGAAUCCGAAAAACACAUUUGUUUGGCAUUCGCUGCAGUAUCUUGCAUAUUUUUUCAGCAAUACACAUCUUACCAGCCAGCCAUAAGAGAUCUUUUUCUGCAUUGUAGACGGUGGAGGGAGGAACACUUUGGAUUGUCAUGCGAGUUUUGUUAAACUGGGUAAUGUUUAAUGUAAGACAGCUGAGGAUUUUCACUGCCUGCUUCUGUCUCCUCUGUUUGUUUUUGCUCCACUUCCCCCAUUAGCUGGCUCCGUUCGGCUGUACUCUUCCCAUCGACGCUCUGAUCUUUGAUUAAGCCUCUUCGAAAGUAGCAGCAUCGAUUCGCGUAUUUGCCACAAUGUCAGUUUAGCUGUGUCACCCUUUUUUUGUGUGUCAACGAUUCCACAGUGAAAGCGAGCUCUCCUGCCUCGCUAAUUAUGCUGCUCCAGUGCCUCUAUCAAUGCCUUAACUCCUGUGUCACAACUGAGCUAGCACACGGCAUUGCCCGCAGAUGGACAGCAUGGACGGGCGUCCACAUUAAGCGAAGCUGUGUGUUGUCUCAGGAAGACUUUGGCUUGGCAGAUUAAAAUCUGACUCAACAGUGUUUCAUAUUUUCUUGAGACAAAUUUACUCAGACAUAAUUAAUUUUUGCCUGAUUGAGGAUUACAACCUGAACCCGACUCUUGAGGAUGUCCUAAAAUGAACUCUGCUUUAGAGGCCGCAGUUUACAAUCUUUGUCGCCAAAUUUCAAGAAUGAUCAAUUUCGCAGAAACAAGUCUUUGAAUUUACUUAAAAGUAAUCUUGUGGUGGCGCGUGAAGGAGAAGCUGAGCAAACUUUGUUCUACCAUCCAACCCACACAUACCAAACGAGAUGCAACAAAGACGGGUGUAGCAGGACAAAAAGAGGAAAAAAGUCAUUCAGAUAAUUGCUUUGAAAAAAUACGUAGCUACGAUUCUUUAAAAAAAAUUCAGAUCUUUUUUUUUUUUGUAUCGGUUACAUCAACAAGGAGAAACAGCCGACUCAGCACUGAUGCAUCUUUGAAAAAACUCAGCUCACCGAGAAGUAACCGUUUUCCUCAACCACUAAACUGAGUCACAGCCUUUCUGGCGAUAAAAUAUGUGAUGAAUCAACUUUUAAAUUGCGUCAAUCAAGUGUUCUCUACCGAAUUUAAAAACACAAACAUUUAACGGUCUGGUUUUGGCAUGCCGAUCACAUAUCCAAUGUAUUUUUACUGAUAAAUAAUUAGAUAUUUGUUGGUGUGAAUGAACGUUUCUGUGUUUUUGAAUGGAAUGAGGGGAAAAACAGGUAAAAAGAGCUGUUAACGUUUUGUGAACAACAAAAAUAAGUUCAGACCAAAAAAAAAAAUCUGAUUCUUAGUUUUGUCACAGAUGAUCCCAGCUUUUUGUAUCUUUUUAUUUUUAACAUUAAGCAUAAAAACGAAGCACAGGGCUAACUAAGUAUUUGUCUGAUCACCUCUGUUUUGCAGCAAACCCACUGCAGAUCUGCAAAUCAUUGUUAUUUGAACAAAAGUUCACCUGUUUCUGUUGAUGGGAUGAAGAGCAAUGCAUGCACCAAGGAGAUAACAAAGAAAAUAGUCUGCUAUGCAAAAUGAAUCUGUGGAAGGUUUUCUCCAACUGUUGUAAAACUGUUUUCAAGGUCUGUGUGAACAUUUUGAGCAUGAAAAAAAACACAAAAUGAAAGUGUGAUAUUUACAGUUUUGACAAGUAAAAAAAAGAAAAAGGAACAUUUUUCCUUUUUUUUUUUAAAAUUUUCCACUCAGCUGUCUACUUCACCAAAAUAUUGGCAUGUCAAUCACCAUUUACUGCACAUUUGCAGCUCAUCCAUUUGUAUUCACUGCAACAAAAACGCGCUCAUCAUCUGAGCUUGAACCUUUCCUCCAACCGGCUGGUUCCUGCGGUUUCUGAUUGGAGAUGAAGCAUGCCGUGUGCUCCUGGGCUGUAAGGGACACUGGCACUCAUUAUGGUGCUCUCCGUUUUUCCUUCUGGAGGCGUCAUAUAUUGACUGACAGCUCCGAAAGGCGUCUGCUCCCCUUGACUUUUUUUGAGACCCGGUUCUGGAUUAGACCAAUGCUAAACUGUCGUGUUGGAUGUGCAAGAGUCUCUGCCUUGGGGUCAGCGGCUUCUCUCUUAAAGUCUCUGUAACUUCUUUUUGUCAGUAGUCAGUCACAUAUUUACAGUCAACGAAUAUAUAAAUACAUUUUUUUUGUUCUUUUUCUUUUUAUGCAUAUAUCAAGUACUAUUUUUGCACUGACCUAUGGACAGAUCGAUUUAUUUUUUUCCACAAAGGGUGCUACGAUAUUUGUGGCCUUUUCCACACCUUUUUGCAUGACUUGCUCAAAAACUAUUUCUCAACUGGUGUGUCAUUUCUCCAUUUCCCCCCUUACUACUCCUUAAACUGUUGCAGUUGAAGCACUGUAAUUUUGUAAUCCUUACUUGUGAGUUUUGAAAUAAACAGGGGUGGGUUUCA